UCUUUGUGGUCUCACCUCCAGAUGUUCCUCAGCUCUCUCCUCAGUUCUUUCUGCUCAACACUCAAGACUGACUGAACUGAUCCUGAGGGGCAACAGCAUGGAUAAUUCCGGAGUGGAUCAGCUGUGUGAGGGGCUGAGGAGUGAAAACUGCAAAGUAGAGAAACUGGACCUGGUCUCAUGUGAUCUCACCUCCAGAUGUUCCUCAUCUCUCUCCUCAGUCCUCUCUUCUCCUAAGUCACAGCUGACUGAACUAGACCUGAGAAACAACAAACUCGGAGAUUCAGGAGCUCAUCAGCUGUGUGAGGGUCUGCGGACCCCAAACUGUAAAUUAAAGACACUUUGGCUGUGGUUUAAUGAGAUCAGUAAGAGUAAGAAGGAGAACCUGAAGUCACUACAGGAGGAGGUGAAUGGGACUGGACGGCAGGUGGAUAUCAGCAUAUGGUGAAGACUGGACAUGCUGAUCAACUAACCCCCAGUGAUGGCGCCCCCUGUCCACUCCUUCUAAAUUCUUCUCUUUAUUCUUUUAUAAUCUCCUCAGCUCUUCUCCAUGUUUACUAAAUUCUCCAUGUCUUCUUCUCAGCCUGUGUCUUCUUCUUCUUCUUUAAACUCACUUGUGUUUCUCCACCCUGUCACCCUCAACUGGUCACCAAACACUACAAUGUCAGACCAGAUACCCCUGAGUUUCAUCAGCCAGAGAACCAUAGUGAGAAUUGUCCUCUGAAACCGGCAGGGGUCACAAAGCCCACUGAGGAGAGCAGAAGGAGCAAACACCAGUGGACAGUCCAGUUGUAAAGUGUGUGAUGAAGCAGGUCCACUCCACGCUCCCAUCUUCUUUACGAGAGCCCUGAACCCAACACCAUCGGUAAUGUCACCGACAUGAGUUGAAAAAUGAGGACACUUCUCAAAUGAAGCCAGG
This is a messenger RNA of Polypterus senegalus (gray bichir), 916 nucleotides long. Its product is annotated as ribonuclease inhibitor-like. Gene Ontology annotation, cellular component: cytoplasm. Gene Ontology annotation, molecular function: protein binding. Lineage: Eukaryota; Metazoa; Chordata; Cladistia; Polypteriformes; Polypteridae. The record is from RefSeq and is a predicted model, not a curated record. The transcript has 3 exons. The coding region runs from base 98 to 445 and encodes 115 amino acids.